Molecule: messenger RNA, 7283 nt
Organism: Cephus cinctus (wheat stem sawfly)
Lineage: Eukaryota; Metazoa; Arthropoda; Insecta; Hymenoptera; Cephidae
Gene: Phlpp
Product: PH domain leucine-rich repeat-containing protein phosphatase 2
Exons: 17
Coding region: 1213-6822 (1869 amino acids)
Cellular component (GO): extracellular matrix
Molecular function (GO): protein binding
Source: RefSeq, a predicted model, not a curated record
GACGCCGCCAGACGAGGCCAGACACAACCAACAGGUAGACCAGCUGGACAUCAACGUGCUACCAAAGGAAAGAGAAAGAUGGAAUAACAUUUCAGGUGCUACCAGACCGGCAGUGGCAAUAUGUUCCUGAUCUACUCGACACAAGGCUCAGUAUCCAUUUUGCUUGUAGUGCGUGAUCAUCCUUAACGUCUUUCUGUAAAAUUUAAAAAAAGAAGACAAUAUUCAGUGAAUAAUAUUUAGGAAAAUUUGGUGCCUGGUACUGUUUUGAUUAUCGUGCAAACUUUGUGAGAAAAUUGAAAAUUCAAAAAAGUAAAAGAGUAUAUUGAUUUUAUAAAAUGUCAUUACGAGUUCUGAGUACUCGGUUAAGGAUAUAAAAUAUUUAUCCUUGUCUCUUGAUACAAGACCCACCUCGUGUAUAAUAUGCAUAUAUACAUGCAUGAUUGACUUUCUUGAAAUUCAUUAAAAUGAAAGUGUAUUUUCAUUAAAGAAACACAAUGAGCGAGAUACAUUUUUCUUUGUAAAUCUUUCUCGGGAUGCGAGAAAAAUACGAAGAAUUGAUUUCCGACAAAGGAGAAACGUACCGCUAGUAAGAAGUAAGGUGGAGAUUCUAUUUGCGCAAUAAUAAUAACAGCAAUACCCGGUAACACGAGAAAAGAAUACAAAGUAGGGAGUACCUCUGAGGAAUAUAUAAAUGUGGUGAGAAUUCGUGAAAAAGUGAAAAAAAAAAUAAAUAGAAAUAAAAAGGACAAUAACGAGAGUGUCGUAUAUCGAUAAGAGCAAGAUGAGAAUCUUGACAGAUACGUUUGUCCUCGAUUUAUUUAUCUUGGAAAACCCAUGAAUGUAUCGUCGUCACUCCGAUGGAUAUACGCAGAGGAUCCUAGUGACGCCAAGAAAGAAUCGUAUAUUUUCUCAAGAGAUGCGAAGAUUCCGGGUGUGUCGUUACUCCGUAGUCUGUACUCCAUGGCGGCGUGUUGUGCUGCGUGUGCUGUGACGUGCUGUGUCGUGCUCAGAGGGUGAGGCAUCUCUAUACGACUCUGGCAUAGCAAUCACGUAGAAUAGGUAGGCGAGCACGUUCAACCAAAUCCUCGACAUAUUCAUCAUCCAUUGCGGAAGCUGAAGAAGAGAGUCUUCCAGAAGGACGUGUCGUAGCGUGCUCGAGUCCUUCCACUUCGAAAUUUCAUUUGAUUGGUUCUGGAGGUAGAAGAAAAAAAAAUGGUUAUCGCCAGUACGAGAACGAGCGGAUCGCGCGAGGAAACCGGUAAUAAAUUGCGGAGAUCAAGAAGAUUGUCCUCGACGAGAGGGCUUGCUCUUAAGGAUAUUGGAAAUUCAGAUAAUCGAGAGGGUCCGUCUUUGCCGAGGCAGGAUCUCAAUCAAAAGCUUGGGCUAUGUCCUAUUGUCAGUAAAAAUGUAGAUGACCGUGAGAAGAUUGGUAGCAAGGGGAGCAGUGUUAUUGAUUGGGAAGUUAAUGAGAGAAUUAGUCUGAGUAGUGGAUCAAGUGCUGGGAUUGAGGUUAGGACGGAUACUAAAAAUGGAAUUGAAAUUAGUAGUCCGCGUAGUAGGAACCUGAUGGAGCCCUCUGGUGGAAGAGGAGUCUCCGAGACUCGGAAUCCUUCCACGAGGAACAAAGUAUGCUUGAGGAAUGGUUCGAAGCCUGUUCUUGAAUUAAUGAACGUUUCCGGAUUUUCUGGGGCUGAGCAGAAAAUGCAUUCCUCAAAAUUAAUGGAGAGUAGAGCACGAGAGGCUUAUAUGGAUGAUGCUGAGGUCGUUCGCGAGGAUGAAAAUGUUCUGAAGAGCGACUCCAAGUAUGAGAUUGGUAUCCUUGCUGAGACGUCUAGAAAGAAAUCUAAACAGAGAAGAGAAUCUGUCAUGGGUACGAUCAAGUCACAGAAAUCUAAAACACCGAUGAAAUCUGGUGACAAGAUGGCCGCACCUGUUGGCGAUCGCAGGUGGACCGCGGCGAAGGCUAAAGUGGACAAGACAAAUGACUCGAUUUCCAAGAGACUCGAAUUGAUUCACGAACUCAAUCAAAAGAUCCUGGCAAACUACGAGAAGUUCCAGCAGAGAUCCAAGAGGAGUCACUCGAAGGGCUCGAAGGAUUCGAAGGAGUCUCUCAAGGGUAGCUCAAGAACAGCGGAGACAGGAAAUGGUCGAAGUCCACUUCCGGAUUUUGAAAGGAUCUAUGAUAAUCAUGAUCAUCUCUAUACUGAGAUCGUUUCCAAGCGCAAAACCAAAUCCUCAGACAAUUGUAAACUCCAGUUGAGAACUAAACACGAUGAUCCAGGGCUUCGACAAGGUAAUCUGGACAGCAACAAGUUCACCUUCUCCAAGGACUAUUGUGAAAGAUUGGUCUCGAGUAAGGAUCGACCGACGAGUUUACAAAAGAGAACAAAAACGCCAAAGCCUUAUCAGGACCUCAAUGAGAAUUUUAGUCUCGCAGCAAAACCAACUUUUCACAAUCAGGAUAUACCCAAUAGACCCGAAAGCACAUCCUCCAGGAUAACUAGUUCGAUAUUUUAUCUGGAACAGGAGUCCAGGAUCCUUCAAUCUAACAAGGACGAACUGGAGGACAGACAAAUGUCCUGUAGAUCAUCAAUAACGAAAAAAGACACAGAGCACAGUUGUACCAGAGAUAAAUACGAUGAAGUCAAUCAGGAGAGUCCCGGAGGGGAACUCAAGAAACAAAAAAUUUUAGAGAAUCAAAUUUUGGCCGACCUCAACGAGACUAUAUUGAAAUUUGAAAAAAAGUCAUCCGACAGUCCAACUGACGACAGCUCAGAGACUACCGACAAGAGUCAAAGCUUCAGUACAGACUCGAUCCAAAGCAGUCCUAGAAAGAGUCCUGAGAAGCGUAAAGAUCCCAGCUUGAUGGAGACAUUUAACUCCUCUUGGGAUUCUGGAGUGGGUGUUGAAGUGGGAAGUGGAAGUGGCUGGGUCAGAAUUCACACGGGAAUCGAGAGCAGCCUGGUAUACCUGACUCUCGACACUACCAGCAAGGAUGUUUGUCGAGAUAUGCUUCUAGGUGAGGAGUUAGCCAUCUUCGUUCAGUACGGCGGCGAGCCUGGACGUAGAUUAUCGAUGCAGGAGAAGCCCCUGGAGCUGCAAGAUGAGUUUCUUCAACGCCUUGGUUACCUGGAAGCGUCGAGACGAGCUCGUCUGGGUGUGGAUCCGGAAUUGCGUCACCUAAUCGCCUUCCACGUGGGUCCAGCCAGCCCUCUGCCAGAACUCUUAGGCUAUAGCAGGUGUGGUUAUGCCCUCGUACUGAAAGGCUUGGUAUUUCCGCAAUGGAAGCGUCGACCUCUAGCUGUCAUCGGUUCAAGACUGUUACUGUAUCCCGCGACCCCCAAUUCGCGACCGGAAUGGAUGGAGCUCGGUGGAGGUGGUGGUGCUGUUUGCUACGCACCCUCCAGAAUUGGCAAAUUGGUUUUACGAGUAACCGGCUUCCCAAGGAUAACGCAGCAGACGUCGCAGACCGAUGAAUAUCGAAUCGAUGCUCAUCAUCAGGAAACAAGACAUCUGUACCUUGGUUUCCAUCAUCCCUGGGACCGGGAUCUUUGGCGCGGUUGGCUCAAGCAGGCUACUCAACUGAAUGCAUGUCCCAGAAGACUCGAUCUGAGCAAAGGUGGACUCUCCAGGAUCCCAGACAGUGUGGUUGCCUUCCCAGUUAUUGAGGAGAUCUUCCUGGGACAGAAUCAAUUGGCGAAUCAUGACAGUAAUCUUGGUAUCUUGCAAAGAUUUCCACGACUGAGCGCCGUUAAGUUGCAAGCAAACGCUCUACGAGUCGUCCCAAGGGAAUUGCUGGAGCUACGACAACUGACGAGUCUGGAUCUGUCUGACAAUAACAUCGAGGAAUUAUCGGGAGAGAUAAUUCGUCUUGGAAGCCUUAAGGAAUUGAUACUCGAUCGAAAUGGACUUAAGGAUGUGCCAGAUGAAGUUGGACAAUUGAAGCAUCUUCGAUAUAUCUCUCUGGCUGGGAAUCAACUCAGUGCUUUGCCAUCAUUUCUCGACAUGCGAGCUCUUGCACUUACGGAAGUGCAUCCGAGGAGCGACCACGGGAAAAGCAAUCGCAGGGAUGAUAGAAACAGCUAUCAGAACUUGCAGAGAGUGAAUCUGAGAAACAAUCAACUGAAAGGAAGCAUAAUUCUUGGCAAUUAUGGGAAUCUAACACAUCUGGACGUCAGCGAGAACAAUAUCGAGCGUCUGGACGUCGGAGCUCUGGAAGAAUUGCAAAGCGUUCGAUGCGCCAGGAACAUCCUCACCGAAUUGACCUUAUGCGGAAAGAACCUGGUGUCCCUGAUCGCUGGAAACAACAAAUUAAAAAAAUUAAUUAUCGAGCCCAUCCCCACGAAUUUGGAACAUCUAGACAUCUCCUAUAACGCCCUAGAUGCUCUUCCGGAAUGGACACCCGACCUUCCUGUUUUACGGGCCCUUUUUGCUUCCCACAAUGCUCUGACGGCACUUCCGGAUAGACUCCUGUCGCAACCCUCGAGACUCGAGGUCCUCCACUUACCACACAACAGAUUACAGGCUCUACCACCUCCCAGGAGACCUUUGAACGUCGUCCAUCUGACUCUACAAGGAAAUUCCCUAACUGCCUUGCCAAUGAGUUUCUUCGCGUAUACGGAAAGGUUGAAGGUACUGAACCUUUCUAACAAUCGACUCUCUGAAUUACCCUGUAAUGACGAAUCCACCAAAGCUACUAUUGGCGAGGGUACUCCUUGUCUGGAGAAGCUUUAUCUCACUGGAAAUUGUUUAACUGACACUGCCCUGGACGCUCUCGCUAGAUUAAAGGAUCUACGCGUUCUUCAUAUAGCAUAUAAUACAUUGGAUACCUUACCAGAAAGCUGCAUAGCAUCCUGGAACGACCUCGAGGAAUUGAUUCUCUCUGGUAAUCGGCUACAGUAUUUACCAGAUAAUGUGGCGAAUCUACAACAUCUUCGUGUACUACGAGUUCACUCCAAUCGACUACUCACGUGUCCUACCUUCAGUAAAACUACGUCACUCAGGAUUUUAGACCUGGCUCAUAAUCAAUUGGAUAGGGUCAAUCUAUCCACGUUGGUACCACCACAAUUGCAGUUCCUGGAUAUAUCCUGCAAUUCCAGAUUGCAUGUAGAUCCUAGACAAUUCCAGGUAUAUAGAUCUCAGAGACCCGUAUCCCUGGUGGAUGUGUCUGGUCAGAAUAGAUCUAGCUUGCCUUCGCAUCCACAUCAGCAAGAUAUUGUCUCCACGGAACGUGGUAUGGAGCAACCGUGGAGGCUGGGUUUCUCAGAAACUGGGGGUGGUAGAGAAAAACUGUACGUCUCGCAAAUUCGUAUGCCAGCAUUUUGCAACGUGGAGGGACUGUUUGGAAUAUUUGAUGGAGGUUCGAACCAGGAAGCUCCUAGCGCCCUGCAGGAGAUGAUACCACGUAUUCUCCUGGAAGAACGAACAGUUCGGGAGACGUCAAAGGAUUAUAUAAAGUAUACGCUACUGUCUGCUCAUAGAGAAUUAAAAGAAAAGGGACAGAAAUACGGGAUUGAUGCGACUUUAAUUCACAUCACGAGGAUUCCCUCGCCCCAGGGAUAUCCUCAGACUUCCAGGAGGUAUUCCCUGAAGGUUGCCUCAUCGGGUGAAGCAAAAGCUGUCCUGUGCAGAGCAGCAGGACCUCUGGUCUUGGCACCACCAAAGAAAGUUAAUUCUAAAAAUCAGCUAGGUAACGCAGCCAUGUUCCCUCUGGUAGUACCAGAUCCAGUUUCCGAGGAAGUAUUCCUGGAGGACGACGACGAGUUUGUGAUAAUCGCAAAUAGGAGACUCUGGGAAGUACUAAGUGUUCAGGAAGCUGUGCGCGAAGCAAGAGCGGAAGCGAGUCCCGUGUUAGCAGCUAAGCGACUCCAAGAUCUAGCUCAAGCCUAUGGAGCCGAAGAUAACCUCAGCGUAAUGGUCCUCAGACUUACAGGACCUGGUCCAGGUGAUCUAGAUCAACUGAUGCGCGAACUCCGGCACGCAGUAGGGAAAAAUCGAAAUCAGGUCGAGAAUAGUUGUUCCUGUCCAUGCUGCCAACCUCCAACACCUCACAAACCGCCAGCUCCAUGUUGCUGCCACAUUGGUGAAGGCUACUAUCUAAAUGGCGUACUGAAAAACAUCGUCAAUAGGUCAGGCAAAGUCCACAACGGUUCCGGAAGGUUCUAUAAAAAUCGUAGGACUUCCGAAAGUGAAAGUCCUCCCUACGGUGAUGAUCGAAGUUCCCCGAGCGGCCAAUCAGACCAGGCCAGCGACAGUACCUUCAAAUCCAGACAUCCAUCCGGUCGUACCUGGGCUGGUAGCGCCGCAUCCAGAGCUACCAAGGCUCGUCAAAGUGUUCUUAUGCAGGAGAAUGGUACCAGGAAGGUUUCCCCAGGUCUUCCAACUCAAGAAGACGCAGGAUCCGAAAGAUCAGGUGCUCUCAGCGAGGAACAAUUCAGAUGCUGGGAAUAUAUGCUCGAGCAAAAUACACAAUUACUCUUUGAUAAGGAACUGGACACGCUCACUCGCUCUCCUCUUCGGAGAGGUCAAUCCAGGUCGACUCCACAAUUAGCAGCCAACUUGCCAUUUCUCUCCAAAAGAUUUGGAAGUGCCAGGACCUUCAAUCCUGGUUUACCCAGGGCGCCCGUCAUGAGAUUUGGCAGUGGACGACGAAUUCUCAAUGGCGGACCUAAUGCUGCUUAUUUUGGCAGCUUACAACGACUUAUGCCCUAUAAUCUAGAGUAUGACUUUGCUGUUAUCCAGGAAAGGUCUGGCAUGGAUUCCUUGGAACAGGAUGCCACUAGGAUGCAGCAAUACUGGGGUGUAGCUACCACAGAGCUCUGAUUACAAAACCAAUAUUUUUACUUAUAAAAUGAAUCGUGUGAUAUACAAGUUCCAAGGAUACACAGAUUCUCAGCAUUCUGCCCAUUUUCCUCAUUUGUAAAUAGCUAGGAAAUAAAGUAACGCUCUUGCGAUAAGAUACGACGAUAAAUUAAUCGCUGACAUGACGAAUUAUGUUAUAAAACAUUAUCAAAUUUUAUACCAAGUGGUAAACAACAUUUUAUUGUACCUGAACAGGUUGAAAUUCUCACUCUCUUUCUUUUUCCCUAUCUCUCAUCGUCAAGUUACUCUUUACGAUACUUGAUUAAUCUGAACACUGUUAUAUAAAAUGGCGCGCAUGUAAGUACAACAUGAGCAUACAUACUAUUUGUCCCUUGUCGUAAAAACACGACAAAGUAUGAGAUAAAUGAUCUAUCUACGUGUACCUAUGACUAAUAUAAUAUAACAUUUUAUCGAUAAUCAAU